AUGAAGCAUCGCAAGGCAAAGGCACUCCUUGCGCUUGCGCUAGUUGGCCCCUCUACUGCAAUCCCAUACACCCCAUCGUCUAUCUUCCUUUCCCCACAACACGAUGACUCCAUCGCAUACAUCCUCCGACCCAGCUCCACCGGGGAAACCGAGUUCGUCUCUCUCAACCUGUCCAGCAGCAUCGAUGCCAAGAAUCUAUCAUAUCAAACCCUGUUGAAGAGCACGCCAUUCUACAGUUCCGAUCAAAACUCGACUUUCAUCUCUGCCAUCAAUGACCAAGGGUUCAUCACACGAGACAAAACUGCACCGAACUAUCUAGCGGCGGGGUUCACGUAUUCAGCAUCCCGCCACGAAGAUGAGAGCGAGAGCUCCAUGUACGCUUUUGGUGGAAUGUGCCCAUUCGCGAACAGCACGGACGAAACAUGGGUCACGGCGGCCAACUACUCCCGCUCGACGGUGGUGUUAGGGCCGAGUCCCUAUUACAACACCAAGUUCACCGCUGCCACGACUGGCAAGCGCGCACCGCCCGUCGCUGAAGCUGGAAUGGCCGUGGUGCCACUUCAGCCUACCUAUGCUGCCGGUUCUACGGGGAAACAACAAGACUUUUUGUUUAUUGGUGGCCAUACCAGGCAGGCCUUCCUUAACAUGUCGCAACUUGCCAUUUUCUCGCUGCCGCAGCAAAGCUGGAGCUUUGUUUCUGCCAUCUCUAAUUCGACGCCAGAGACUGAACGUGAACUGACUGUUCGAGAUGCGGUCUCUAUUGAGCCUCGCUCCGGUCACACUGCGGUUCUCUCGGAAGAUGGCAAUAAAGUGUUUGUAUUUGGAGGUUGGGUUGGGGAUAUGACUGUCCCUGCUGAGCCGCAGUUUGCAGUUCUGGAUCUUGCAGAAGGGUUUGGCGGAACCACCGAAUGGAUUUGGACAGCGCCCUCCGCCGAAGGAUUAGGGAUCACCCAGGGUGCUGGCAUCUUCGGACAUGGAGCGGCAAUGCUCCCUGGGGGCGUCAUGAUGAUUUCCGGGGGCUACAAUAUCCCGAAACCAUCUUCCAAACGGGCCUCAGCGACUGCGCAACCCAACCAGCAGGUCUAUCUCUACAAUGUGACUUCGAGCAGUUGGGUCACUUCUUACAGCAAUCCGGCGGCCAGUUCCUCGAAUGCUUCCCCCCGUUCCAGUAAGCUUUCAUCAUCCCAAAAGGCCGGCUUAGGGGUUGGGCUGGGCAUUGGAUGCCCUGCUGCCUUGGCCAUCGUUUUAACGAGCUCACUUUUGGGAUCGAAAUUGUCCAACACAAGCAAGCAGUAUUCGGAGUUCUGGAAUGAGCGAAAAAAAGGGAUGCCCCCCCUGUAUCCUUGGUCGGCAAAUCGCAGCCAGACGGCACGGCCCAACUGGAGAGACCAGGGCGAAGGCACAGCGGAGAGGACUGGGCUGUUGAUGGACCCUCCUAGUCCAGUCAAGAAUACCCAGCCCCCUGUGGUACCUCCAGUGAGCAAUCGGCCAUUCUCAUAUCGAAACAGUGAAUACCGUCGCAGUGACACUACUGGUGAUAUCCACCCUAUUGAUGAACGCGAAGAAGAUGAAGCGUUCCGAGAAAAUCUCAUGGCAACCAUCCCAGCUGGAACAAGACCCACGGUCAAGAUGACGGAGCCCGAAGACCCCUUCUCAGAUACCCCCUACGCAACUCCUCGGAGUACCAUCUUCGGCGUUGGCCUAGGUCCUUUCUACAGCCGGCGAAAGGAUAUUGGAUCCGUGGAUGUCGAGUCCCCGAAAACCGAACGAACAGCCACCAACCUGUCAGAUAACUCAGCAUUCUCUUUUGCGUCCUCCCAGCCUGUCGGCAUGGUCAACCAAGCACGAGGCAUUCUCGUCGAUCGACCUAUGAGCUGGGGCAGUGGGCGCCAGUCACUGGAAUACCUCGCCGAAACCUCAGCACACAGCGACCCAGACGGCGUAGCCCGUUCGGAGAAAUCAGUAUCAGCGGAUUCCUACUCUACAGCCCAGACAAACCUAUCCCACCGCAAGUCAGAGAACGAGUCCCUCCUCGUUGACGCCCUCGACCCCAUCACACCCUCAUCCCCCUCAAAACUGCCCCGGGAAUCCAAACCAAAAGCCUCUGACUGGGUAAUGAACACCAUGCGCCGAGCCCUAACAAUGACCCGCCGCAGCCCCGACAGCCAACCCGACUCCGGUUCUAGUACCUCUAGCGCCGCGCACCGCGCCUCCGGCAUUGACCGCCGCAGCACGCUCGGAUCAGGUCAACAAUCCACAAGCUCAGGUCCCAGCACCCCGCGCCGAGCAGUCAGCGCUUCAGCAGAGCUAUUCCGCCGCAAGCAGGGUGCCAAAGACUGGAACGCGCGGAAGCGUGUCUCAGACGAUGUGUUUAACAUGGCCCGGUCUACACGCGAUGAUCUUUUCAUCGGCGCGCCGGGAUACCUGGGUGACGAAGCUGGCUUCGGCGAUGACGAGGAAGAUGUCCAUGAUUGGGAUCUGGAGGGUGCUGCUGAGACCCGACGUGUCCAGACGACUUUUACCGUUCCUCGGGAGAAACUCCGUGUCGUUAAUGCUGCCGCUGGCGAUAUUGAUAGUACGUCUGAGCGCUCUGUUAGUUGGGGUACUGGGAACCGGAGGGUCAGUACCUAG
Molecule: messenger RNA, 2631 nt
Organism: Penicillium mononematosum
Lineage: Eukaryota; Fungi; Ascomycota; Eurotiomycetes; Eurotiales; Aspergillaceae
Exons: 3
Coding region: 1-2631 (876 amino acids)
Molecular function (GO): protein binding
Source: RefSeq, a predicted model, not a curated record